Molecule: messenger RNA, 1611 nt
Organism: Lachancea thermotolerans CBS 6340
Lineage: Eukaryota; Fungi; Ascomycota; Saccharomycetes; Saccharomycetales; Saccharomycetaceae
Gene: ALG6
Product: dolichyl-P-Glc:Man(9)GlcNAc(2)-PP-dolichol alpha-1,3-glucosyltransferase
Exons: 1
Coding region: 1-1611 (536 amino acids)
Biological process (GO): protein N-linked glycosylation
Cellular component (GO): endoplasmic reticulum membrane
Molecular function (GO): dolichyl pyrophosphate Man9GlcNAc2 alpha-1,3-glucosyltransferase activity
Source: RefSeq, a predicted model, not a curated record
AUGGACGCAAGAAAAUCACUCCCGAAGGAAUCCUUUUUUGCGUCGCCAUUGUAUGAUUUUCUAUCACCCUUUAGGCCUGUUGCCAACCAAUAUUACGCAGAGUAUGUCAUAGUGAUUUUUGCCUUGGUCAUACGAUGUGCUGUGGGACUUGGUUCAUUCUCCGGAGAGGCCACUGUGCCGAUGCAUGGCGACUUUGAAGCGCAAAGGCAUUGGAUGGAAUUGACAACCAACUUGCCCUUAUCUCAAUGGUACUGGUUUGAUCUUCAGUACUGGGGCCUUGACUACCCUCCUCUAACAGCUUAUCACUCCUAUGCUUUGGGCAAACUAGGCUCUGUACUCAACCCUGAGUGGUUCGCGCUUGGCUCCUCACGCGGAAAUGAGACACCUGAAUUGAAGGCAUAUAUGAGGUUUACGGUGAUUUUAAGCGAGGCAGCACUUUAUAUACCCGCUGUGCUCUAUUUUACGAAGUGGUUUGGCAUUAAGAGGCGUCAAUCCCCCAUUGGUCAGUACAUUGCUGCUGCUGCAAUUUUGUUUCAACCCUCUCUAAUAUUGAUUGACCAUGGCCAUUUCCAGUACAACUCAGUUAUGUUGGGGCUCACAGUGUAUGCCAUAAACAAUCUGUUGGACGGGUUUCAUGGCCCAGCUGCUAUCUGCUUUAUGUUGUCUCUUUGCUUUAAACAAAUGGCAUUAUUUUACUCUCCGAUUUUUUUUGCGUACCUGCUUAGCAGAUCACUGUUCUCACCAUCCUUCAAAUUUUCCCGCUUCAUGUCAGUUGCGCUCUCGACAGUAAUUACGUUUUGUCUCAUGUUUUCACCCCUUUAUGUUUUUGGUGGAAUGAAGAAUGUGCUUCAGUCAAUUCAUAGGAUUUUCCCUUUUUCGCGGGGUAUCUUUGAAGAUAAAGUUGCCAAUUUUUGGUGCGUUUCUAAUGUCAUAGUGAAAUACGCUGAUAACUUUACACAAGAUCAGCUGCAAAAACUCUCGACAUUUGCAACAGCAGCAGGCUUUCUACCAUCUUUUGCAUUGGUGGUGCUUUACCCCAAGAAGCACAUGAUUCCUUACGGCUUAGCAGCUUGCUCAAUGGCGUUUUUCCUUUUCGGUUUCCAGGUCCACGAGAAAUCUAUCUUAGUGCCUUUACUACCUAUCUCCCUGCUCUUUUGUUCAACCGACUGGAAUGUGUUAGCCAUCGUCAGCUGGAUUAACAAUGUAGCCCUAUUUACCUUGUGGCCUUUACUGAAAAAAGACAAACUCGCUUUACAAUAUGGGAUCAUGAUGCUCCUAAGCAAUUGGCUAAUUGGCAACUUCAGCUUUGUGACACCCCGCUUCUUGCCAGGUUUCAUAACCCCCGGGCCAUCGAUGAGCAAUGUAGCCGAAACUUACAGGAGAAGAAGUUUUCUACCUAACAAUAUUGUUUGGAAGAUACUGAUCAUUACAUCUUACAUCGUUAUGGCCGUCAUCCAUAUUCUUGACUUGUUCGUUCAGCCUCCAGCGAAGUUGCCUGAUCUGUGGGUUUUGAUGAAUUGCGCUUUGGGAUUUACUUGUUUUAGCGUUUUUUGGCUGUGGAACAAUUAUAAACUGUUUACAAUGCGAAACAAAUCCAUACUUGAUCUCUAG